This is a messenger RNA of Ricinus communis (castor bean), 447 nucleotides long. RefSeq names its product secreted RxLR effector protein 161-like. Bases 1 to 447 code for a protein of 148 amino acids. Lineage: Eukaryota; Viridiplantae; Streptophyta; Magnoliopsida; Malpighiales; Euphorbiaceae. The record is from RefSeq and is a predicted model, not a curated record. The transcript has a single exon.
AUGGUUGGAAGCUUAAUGUAUUUAACAUCUACACAACCAGACUUAGCAUAUGUGGUCAGUAUCAUCAGUCGUUUCAUGAGUAAGCCAACCAAUUUGCAUUUGCAACCUGCCAAGAGAAUCAUGAGGUACAUCAAGGGAACACUGGACUAUGGUAUCAUGUAUAAGGGAACUACCUCUGGUUUAAUUGGUUAUACAGAUAAUGACUAUGCAGGAAACUUGGAUGAUAGAAGAAGCACGUCAGGUUAUGUGUUCAUGCUUGGGGGAGGGAUAGUUUCCUGGUUAUCCAAGAAACGUACCUAUAGUUACAAUCGCCAGCACGAGUGUUCAAGCCAAGCUGUGUGGCUUAGAAGAAUUACAGAACAGCUUGGAUGUAGUCAUAAUGAAGGCACUGUGAUAUAUUGUGAUAAUAGCUCCACGAUAAAGCUAACAAAGAAUCCAGUGUUAUAA